Messenger RNA from Marasmius oreades (fairy-ring Marasmius), 742 nucleotides. RefSeq lists its product as uncharacterized. The transcript is spliced from 4 exons. The record is from RefSeq and is a predicted model, not a curated record. Lineage: Eukaryota; Fungi; Basidiomycota; Agaricomycetes; Agaricales; Marasmiaceae. The coding region runs from base 308 to 553 and encodes 81 amino acids.
UUCGAUCACCAUAAAUUUCUAGUUUCUCAUAAGGAUUCACUGACCUCCUCGACAUCAUUAGUCUCCCUAUUCUUCCAUAUAAAAUGUAACAAUUCGUCUUCUCCCUUGGUCAGAAUGACCGCGCCCUUGAUCGGGCUAGCAUCGACAAAGUUCGUGGAUCCACGUCUGACGGCUUUUCCUGCUUUGAAGGCAAGAAUAAUUUCUCCUUCCGACAUUCUCGACAAGUGUUGGUAAUGGAAGUACUGGGAACGCGACGCGUCAGCCCAUUCAGACUUUCAUUUCAAAGUCCGCUGAGCUCACCGCCAUCAUGUCCUUUGCAGGAAAUAUCGAGGCGGACGCUUGGGCACCCGCACCUCAAACUGGAGACAUCAUUGCAGAGGCAAUGAAGAAGGAAAGGGUGCUCAAGGAAUUUAUAGCGUCGCAAGCGGAUUUGAAAGCUCUCUAUACUCGUGCUCAAACUGUCCAGAAAGAGAUUGAUAAACUCACCUCUGGAAACCAAACUCUACAAAUGUACAUAGACAACCUUACAGUUCAGAUGGCGAAGAGAAGAUGAAGACAUUCCUUUUCGAGUAAUUUCUAAGGGAUCUUGAACAUGUAGAUCACGGCGUAGCACCCCUCUCAUUCACUGUUGCCACUAGUGACUUCUUCCUGAAAGCCAUUGCAAUACGAUAUCUCUAUCAAGGCUGAUUCAGUGAAAGAUGAAUAUCGAACGAAGACGGAACGACUGACAAAUUAUGCUGCG